Molecule: messenger RNA, 6039 nt
Organism: Elephantulus edwardii (Cape elephant shrew)
Lineage: Eukaryota; Metazoa; Chordata; Mammalia; Macroscelidea; Macroscelididae
Gene: NUP205
Product: nucleoporin 205kDa
Exons: 43
Coding region: 1-6039 (2012 amino acids)
Biological process (GO): nuclear pore organization
Cellular component (GO): nuclear pore inner ring; nuclear pore
Molecular function (GO): structural constituent of nuclear pore
Source: RefSeq, a predicted model, not a curated record
AUGGCGACGCCGUUGGCGGUAAAUUCGGCGGCCAGCCUCUGGGGACCUUAUAAAGACAUUUGGCAGACGGUGGGAAAUGCUCUUUGGAAGAGGCAGCCUGAAGCUGUUCACCUGCUUGACAUGAUUUUGAAGAAACAUAGACCGGACUUCAUCUCAUUAUUCAAAAACCCACCAAAAAAUGUUCAACAGCAUGAGAAGGUCCAGAAAGCAAGCACGGAGGGCGUGGCCAUCCAAGGCCAGCAGGGCAUGCGCCUUCUUCCGGAGCAGCUCAUUAAAGAAGCCUUUAUCCUCAGUGACCUGUUUGAUAUUGGGGAGCUGGCCGCUGUGGAGCUUCUCCUCGCUGGAGAGCACCAGCAGCCACAUUUCCCUGGUCUCACCCGUGGAUUAGUAGCUGUUCUUCUCUACUGGGACGGGAAGCGGUGCAUUGCAAACUCCCUGAAAACCUUGAUACAGUCGAGACGAGGGAAGACGUGGACCCUCGACCUCAGUCCAGAGCUGGUUUCCAUGGCAACACGUUUUACAGAUGAGCUGAUGGAGCAAGGAUUGACUUACAAAGUACUAACCCUGGUGUCACAGAUUGAUGUCCACAACGAGUUUGAGAAACUUCAGCGCGAGAGAGGCUUGGGCAGUGAGAAGCACCGCAAAGAGGUCUCGGAUCUCAUCAAGGAAUGCAGGCAGUCCCUGGCCGAAAGCCUUUUUGCCUGGGCUUGCCAGUCACCUCUAGGCAAAGAUGACACGCUGCUCCUCAUUGGCCACCUGGAACGAGUGUCUGUGGAAGCUAAUGGCUCGUUGGACGCGGUGAACCUGGCUCUUCUCAUGGCUCUCCUGUACUGCUUCGAUACCAGUUUUAUAGAGCAGAGCAGCGAGGAAAGAGAUGACAUGCUCCUUCAGCUGCCGCUCCUGACGGACAGACAGUACAUCGCAGCGAUUCAUUCUCGUCUGCAAGACUCACAGCUGUGGAAGCUGCCCGGCCUGCAGGCCACCGUGAGGCUCGCCUGGGCGCUGGCCCUCAGGGGCAUCUCCCAGCUGCCCGAUGUGACAGCGCUGGCCGAGUUCACGGAAGCAGACGAGGCCAUGGCGGAGCUUGCCAUCUCUGACGGUGUUUUCCUGUUCCUCACGGAGUCUGUGGUCGCCUCGGAGAGCUUCUUCCAGGAGGAGUUUUAUAUCCGGAGAAUGCACAAUCUCAUCACAGAUUUCCUCGCACUGAUGCCGAUGAAGGUGAAGCAGUUGCGGAACCGGGCCGAUGAAGAUGCUCGAAUGAUUCACAUGAGUGUGCAGAUGGGCAAUGAGCCUCCUGUCUCCCUUCGCCGGGAUCUCGAACACUUGAUGCUCCUGAUUGGUGAGCUGUAUAAAAAGAACUCCUUCAACUUGGAGCUGGCCCUGGAGUACUGGUGCCCCUCCGAGCCGCUUCAGACCUCCACCAUCCUGGGCUCCUACCUCGGGGUGGCCCAUCAGCGGCCCCCACAGCGCCAGGUUGUCUUAUCAAAGUUCGUUAGGCAGAUGGGUGACCUGUUGCCUCCAACCAUUUAUAUUCCUUAUCUGAAGAUGCUCCGGGGGCUGGCCAGCGGGCCCCAGUGCGCCCACUACUGUUUCAGCCUACUCAAGGUCAACGGUGGCAGUCAUGUUGAGAACAUUCAGGGGGCUGGGGGCAGCCCGGUGUCCUGGGAGCACUUCUUUCACUCUCUGAUGCUCUACCAUGAGCACCUCCGCAAGGACCUCCCCAGCGCCGACAGCGUGCAGUACCGUCACCUGCCUUCCCGCGGCAUCACCCAGAAGGAGCAGGACGGCCUGAUCGCCUUCUUACAGCUCACGGGCACCAUCAUCACGUGGAGUGAGAACGCCCGCCUGGCUCUGUGUGAGCACCCCCAGUGGAUCCCGGUGGUGGUGAUCCUGGGGCUCCUGCAGUGCAGCAUCCCGCCCGUCCUCAAGGCCGAACUGCUCAAGACGCUCACCGCCUUCGGGAAGUCGCCGGAAAUCGCCGCUUCCCUCUGGCAGUCGCUGGAAUACACUCAGAUACUGCAGACGGUGAGGAUGCCAAGUCAGAGGCAAGCUGUCGGCAUCGAGGUUGAACUGAACGAAAUAGAGUCUCGGAGUGAAGAAUACCCGUUGACGAGGGCGUUCUGUCAGCUGAUCAGCACCCUGGUGGAGAGCUCUUGUCCGUCGAACUUGGGCGCUGGGCUGCGGCCUCCAGGCUUUGACCCUUACCUGCAGUUCCUCAGAGACUCCGUGUUCCUCCGAUUCCGCACCAGAGCUUACCGGAGAGCGGCUGAGAAGUGGGAAGUGGCCGAGGUGGUGUUGGAGGUGUUCUACAAACUGCUCCGAGACUAUGAGCCUCAGCUGGAAGACUUUGUAGACCAGUUUGUGGAACUGCAAGGGGAAGAAAUCAUUGCCUACAAGCCCCCUGGCUUUAGUCUGAUGUAUCAUCUUCUGAACGAGUCCCCAAUGCUGGAGCUGAUGCUGAGUUUACUGGAGGAAGGCGUGAAGCAGCUGGACACCUACGCCCCCUUUCCUGGGAAGAAACAUUUGGAGAAAGCAGUCCAGCAUUGCCUGGCACUUCUCAAUCUCACGCUGCAAAAGGAGAAUCUCUUCAUGGACUUUCUGAGAGAGAGCCAGCUGGCCCUGAUCGUGUCUCCUUUGGAGCAGCUGCUACAGGGGAUCAAUCCCAGGACCAAGAAAGCAGACAAUGUGGUGAACAUUGCCCGGUACCUGUAUCACGGCAACACGAACCCCGAGCUGGCUUUUGAAAGCGCCAAGAUCCUCUGCUGUAUCUCCUGCAACUCCAACAUUCAGCUGAAGCUGGUUGGCGACUUCACGCAUGACCAGAGUGUCAGUCAGAAGCUGAUGGCUGGAUUUGUGGAGUGUUUAGAUAGUGAAGACGCGGAGGAUUUCGUGCACCUCGAUGAGGGAUCUGAAGUUGACCAGAAAUUAGCUAUAAUCCGUCAUGAAACGAGGAUCCACAUCUUGAACCUUCUCAUCACUUCCCUGGAGCGCAAUCCUCCCAACCUGGCCCUCUACCUGCUGGGCUUUGAGUUAAAGAAACCGGUCAGCACCACAAACCUGCAGGACCCAGGAGUGCUAGGCUGCCCCCGGACGUGCCUUCAUGCAAUCUUAAACAUCCUGGAGAAGGGAACCGAAGCGAGAACUGGUCCAGUGGUCGUGAGGGAGUCCCCGCAGCUUGCCGAGCUGUGUUACCAGGUGAUCUACCAGUUGUGUGCAUGCUCCGACACGUCUGGCCCCACCAUGCGCUACCUGAGGACCAGCCAGGAUUUCUUGUUUUCACAGCUGCAGCACCUGCCUUUCCCUAACCAAGCACAUGAAAUAUCUCGGCUGAACCAAAUGUCUUGGCUCAUGAAGACAGCCUCCAUUGAGCUGCGGGUGACGUCACUGAACCGCCAGCGGUCGCACACCCAGAGACUCCUGCACUUACUGCUGGACGACAUGCCCGUGAAGCCCUACUCAGAUGGUGAAGGAGGAAUGGAAGAUGAAAAUUGGUCUGUCUCUGGCUUCCUUCACUUUGACACCGCUACGAAAGUCCGCCGGAAAAUUCUGAGUAUUCUCGACUCCAUCGACUUCAGUCAGGAGAUCCCUGAGCCUUUGCAGCUGGAUUUCUUUGACCGGGCCCAGAUCGAACAAGUGAUCGCCAACUGUGAACAUAAGAACUUGCGGGGACAGACCGUCUGCAACGUGAAGCUGCUUCACCGGGUCCUUGUGGCCGAAGUGAAUGCCCUCCAGGGAAUGGCGGCCAUUGGACAGAGGCCUCUGCUGAUGGAGGAGAUCAGCACCAUCCUCCAGUACGUGGUGGAACGCAACAAGCUGCUGCAGUGUCUGCAUGCCAAGUGGCACGUGCUCGAGUCGUGGCGGCAGCUGGUGGAGAUCAUCCUGACCGCCUGUCCCCAGGACCUCAUCCAGACAGAGGACCGGCAGCUGAUCAUCCGAGACAUCCUUCAGGACUUGCAUGACAAGAUACUGGAUGAUGAAGCCGCCCAGGAGGUGAUGCCCGUGGUGGCAGGUGCUGUGUUCACCCUGACGGCACACCUGAGCCAGGCCGUGCGCACAGAGCAGAGGCAGCCGCUGGUGCUGGGACCCUCCAGAUUCCCCAGUGCUUUCAUGCCGGAUGGGCCUCUGGGCGCACCGUCUUUUGCAGAGAGCUCCACGGUGGGCUUUGCUUCCAUCGGGGAUUCUUCACUUCACAUCAUACUCAAGAAACUCUUGGACUUCAUUUUAAAGACAGGUGGUGGGUUCCAGCGUGUGAGGACUCACCUGUACGGCUCCCUGCUUUACUACCUGCAGAUUGCCCAGAGGCCGGAUGAACCAGACACCUUAGAAGCAGCCCAGGAGACCAUGUGGGAGAGGCUGACGGCCCCCGAGGACGUGUUCAGCAAGCUGCAGCGGGAGAACAUCGCCAUCAUUGAGAGCUACGGCGCGGCGCUCAUGGAAGUGGUGUGCCGGGAUGCCUGCGACGGCCACGAGAUCGGACGGAUGCUGGCCCUGGCUCUCCUGGACCGCAUCAUCUCUGUGGACAAGCAGCAACAGUGGCUGCUGUACCUCUCCAACAGUGGCUAUCUGAAGGUGCUCGUGGACAGCCUGAUGGAAGAUGACCACACGCUGCAGAGCCUGCUCACCCCACAGCCUCCCCUGCUAAAAGCCCUUUACACUUAUGAAUCCAAAAUGGCGUUCCUCACCCGAGUGGCCAAGAUUCAGCAGGGCGCUCUGGAGCUGCUGAGGACUGGCGUGAUUGUGCGGCUUGCCCAGUGCCAGGUUUACGACAUGCGUCCAGAAACGGACCACCCGAGAAUGUUUGGCAUGAGAGACCCCCCGAUGUUCAUCCCCACCCCAGCGGACCGGUAUCAGCAGAUCCUCCUUCCCGCCCUCCAGCUGUGCCAGGUCAUCCUGACGUCGAGCAUGGCCCAGCACCUGCAGGCAGCUGGCCAGGUGCUGCAGUUCCUCAUUUCGCAUUCGGACACCAUCCAGGCAAUCCUGCGCUGUCAGGACGUGAGUGCCGGCUCUUUGCAGGAGCUGGCUCUGCUCACCGGGAUCAUCAGCAAAGCAGCCCUGCCUGGUAUCUUAAGGGAACUUGACGUUGAUGUGAAUGAAGGGUCUCUAAUGGAGCUGCAGGGACAUAUUGGACGAUUCCAGCGUCAGUGCCUGGGGCUGCUCAGUCGCUUUGGCGGCUCCGACAGACUGCGCCAGUUUAAAUUUCAAGAUGAAAAUGUGGACGGUGACCGUGUGAGCAAGAAGGAUGAACUUGAACUGUCUAUGAAACAGAUCUGUGCCAAUGUCGUCGAGUACUGCCAGGCCCUCAUCCUGCAGGGCUCGCCCACCUUCCAGCAUACCGUGUGCCUCUUCACCCCCAGCCUCUCCGAGACCAUCAACUGGGACGGGCCGCGCCAAGACUCCCAGGUUCCGGUGGUCCCGCACUGGCGGCUCCCAGGCUUGGGCAUCGUUGUCUACCUGCUGAAGCAGAGCGCCAGGGAUUUCCUCAGCUACUACGACAGCCAUCGGCGCAGCGUCAGCAAGCUGCAGAGCGUGGAGCAGCUGCCCCCAGACGAGAUCAAAGAGUUGUGCCAGUCUGCGAUGCCUGCUGGAGUUGAUAAAAUCUCCACUGCCCAGAAAUAUGUUCUAGCCAGACGGUGUUUGGUGAAGUUGAUCAACAACCGCGCAAAACUCCUUUCUCUGUGUUCCUUCAUCAUAGAGACUUGCCUGUUCAUUUUGUGGCGCCACCUGGAGUACUACCUGCUGCAUUGCACGCCCACCGACUCCCAGGACACCCUGUUUGCCUCCAGGACCUUGGUGAGAAGCAGACGGCUACAGGAUCCCUUUGCCUCAGACAGUGGCCUGGAUUUCAGAAGUGGGAUGACUGUUGUGAGCCAACACGAUAUAGACCAGCUUCAAGCUGAUGCCGUCCAUGCAUUUGGAGAAUCACUACAGAAGAAACUUCUGGACAUUGAAGGACUGUAUUCAAAGGUGCGGUCUCACUACAGUUUUAUCCAAGCCCUGGUCAGACGGAUCCACGGCCUGCUGAGGGGAGCACGGAGCUGA